Oncorhynchus masou masou (cherry salmon) is the source of this 1905-nucleotide messenger RNA. Its product is annotated as lysophosphatidylserine lipase ABHD12-like. Gene Ontology annotation, molecular function: monoacylglycerol lipase activity; phosphatidylcholine lysophospholipase A1 activity. The coding region runs from base 97 to 1428 and encodes 443 amino acids. The transcript is spliced from 14 exons. Lineage: Eukaryota; Metazoa; Chordata; Actinopteri; Salmoniformes; Salmonidae. The record is from RefSeq and is a predicted model, not a curated record. Gene Ontology annotation, cellular component: endoplasmic reticulum membrane. Gene Ontology annotation, biological process: monoacylglycerol catabolic process; phosphatidylserine catabolic process.
UGUCCCAAUCCUGCCUGUCACCAGGAAGUAAACCUACAUGCUCUCCCGACAAGUUCUGUCAGUAAAGGUCUCUGCAGUUUUAGUUUACACUUCAAAAUGAGUAAAACAGUUGAUACAGAAAACGAAACUAAGACCAAGGACAGCAAGGAAACCCCUGGGUCUGAAAAUAAGAAGUCAUACUGCAAACUGGAAACUGCUACACGUGAACGGUCACAGUAUUCUCCGGGGUUAUCCAUUCUGAAGAAGGCGAUCUUACUGCAGUGUAUCGUCUACAUCUCUCUGCCUGUCAUUCUCUGCCUGUUUCCAUGGAUACUAGGCCAUGUUGUCUUUUCUCACCGGUUAAGGAUUCCGUACCUUGUGGACCUGGCCAGUCCAGCAGAGCUCUCCCUGAACCACACUCUAAACUUCUACCUCAGUCCAGAGGAGGGGAUCUCACUGGGUGUAUGGCAUACGGUUCCCGACAGCCAAUGGGAGAAGGCCCAGGGGGCCGGCCCUGAGUGGUACAGUGAGACUCUGGGAGAUGGUUCUCCUGUUAUCAUCUAUCUCCACGGCAACGUGGGCUCCAGGGCCAUAAACCACAGAGUGGAACUUGUGAAGAUCCUAAGUGCAGCAGGGUAUCAUGUACUGUCACUGGACUACAGAGGUUAUGGAGAUUCCAGUGGGGAACCCAGUGAGGUUGGGUUGACCUCUGACGCCCUCUAUCUGUACCAGUGGGUAAAGACACGCAGCAGGACCAGCCAGAUCUGUCUGUGGGGACAUUCCCUGGGUACUGGGAUGGCCACCAACGCUGCUGUAAAGAUACAGGAACAGGCAAUGGAGUUGGCAAGAGAAAGAGCACGCGAUCUGAGGGCCGGAACACAAGCCGAUCUGGAGCCAAGCUAUGCUGUUGAUGGUGUGAUCCUGGAGGCUCCUUACACCAAUAUGGAGGAGGAAGUAGCCAGCCAUCCCCUCAGCAUGAUGUAUCAGUGGCUUCCGGGUUUUCAGAGCGUUCUUCAUCACGUCAUGCGAAGCAACAACAUGGUGUUCGCUAACGAUGAAAAUUUAAAGACCUUGACCACUCGUAUCCUUUUCCUACACGCUGAGGAUGACAAUGUGGUUCCUUUUUACAUGGGCCAGAAGCUGUACCAGAUUGCACUUCAAGCCCAUAGACAACGGUAUGCAGAGGACCAGGUGCACAUGGUAUCCUACAGUGGAUCCUUAGGAUACUCACACAACUACAUCUAUUUGGAUCCCAACCUGGCCAGUGUGGUUGGGCAGUUUCUACAAAGCAAGAAUAACAACAUUCAUCGACCGAUAGUCCGACAGACCUCCCCCUCCGCCUCGUGUCAUUGGAGGCCAGCCGGCUUAUACCGUCCACCGGAUACUGGAUUCCCGCCGGGUGCAGCGGUCCUGGCAGUAUCUGGUGGACUGGGAAGGCUACGGUCCUGAGGAGCGCUCCUGGGUUCCUGCCAAAGACAUCCUGGACCCUGACCUCAUUCGUCAGUUCAGGGUCCUCCACCCUGAGAGAGCUGGUAGGAACGUCAGGAGCCGUUCCUAGGGGGGGGAUUCUGUCAGGAUUUGGCCAGGGUUGUUCCGGGUUUUGGUCAGUAGAUGCCCCCAUUGUGCUUUUUGUCCUUAUGUUUUUCCCUUGAUCCCCAUUAUUAUUUGCACCUGUGCCUCGUUUCCUCUAAUUGUAUUUAAACCCUUAGUUUCCCUCAGUUCUGUGCUCUGUGUUUGUAUGUUAGCACCCUGCCCUAGUGUUCUGUGUACUCUUGUCGAUUCCGGGUGACGCUCUUGUGGUAUUCUGUUUUUUGUUUAUUUUUUGUGAGUUUCUUUUGAGGCCUUUUUGUGCUUUUCCUACCACCUUUUGGAUUUGCCAUUUUUUGUAUUUAAGGAUUUUUUCUUUAUUAAAUACACCGUCUUAAG